GUGGGUAUCGCCACUGAGUAAUGAUAAGCCCUCCCCCCAGUGUGGUUCAUCGCGGGGUUAUGCUGUCAAACGGAGUUUGCGUGCACUUGGGAGGAAACUCUCCCUGGUUAGCCGAUCUUUUGCCGACGUCCACACCCAACCGACUUUAAUUAGAAAUGGCGUUCCGUGGCGGUGCAGUGGUCUUGUUGGGACUAUGCAUGCUGUAUCCAACCACAGAGCUAGGAACACAUCCAACCGACAGCGAAGGACAAGCAAGUUACAGUGAAUGGACUGACGUUUGGGGAGAAGAAAGUUACUAUAUAAAGCUGAUCCUUCAGUUGACAACAACGCAUCACCCGCUUGUCAUUCCGCCGAGGAUGCCCGUGAAUGUCACUUACGGUCUUGACCUCAGCAGCAUUGACAGUGUGAACGAGAAGGAAAACAUCAUGCGGAUCUCAGUUUAUGCAGAAAUGAAAUGGGUUGACCCGCGUGCCCAAUGGGAGCCAUCCAACUUCGGUGGAAUUGUGUUCAUGGAUGUACCACCAGACAAACUCUGGUACCCUGACAUUAGACCCCAUGCUCAAAUUUUGGAGAAGGAAGAAGUUAGCUUGCGUGUCCAUUUUGACGGGACCAUCUAUCACUACCCUCAGAUGCGACUGGCCGUCCCAUGCGCUAUGCACUUCGCUUACUACCCAUUCGACACUCAAAGGUGCACCCUUAACGUGGAAUCCUGGAAGCACGACGCCUCUGUAAUCAACCUCACCCUCCCUGAGGGACCGUUGGAGAUUAGACCUACUGUGACAAAAGUCUUGCCCAACCCUGAGUGGCAAGUACAGGAAUUCACGGCGGCCCGACAUGAGGACAAGUAUCCUUGCUGCAACGGACUUUACCACAGUCUGGCAUUCAGCAUGAUCGUGAAACGCCAGGCUCAGGAGUACACAGUUCGCGUACUGGCGCCCUCUGUUGUCACCUCUCUCCUCAUCCUGCUGUGUUUCCUCAUCCCUCCUCACUGUGGCGAGAGAAUCCUCUUUGUCUCCAUCUUGCUCCUCUGCAUUCUCCUCCAGCUCUUCCAACUCAACCUCACCGUACCCAUCCGUGGCCCAGAUGCACCCUAUCUUGCUGACUUCCUCUGCUUUAGCGUUUUCUUGGCCUUCUUCGCAGUUGUCGAGAGUGUCUUGUCCCUAAACCUGUCUCGUGGUGUACGGGGGAACAGCAACGGGGAGGAGUUUAUAACACAGACCAAAACCAAUAUGGGAAUGACGCGAAUCGCUCGCUUCAUCGAUAUUGGCUGCUUCAUGGUCUUCACCUUCAUCUUUGCUGUCGCUGGGGGCGUCAUCCUCAAUCCAAACACCGAGUUCAAAUGACUUUUCUCACGAUUCCUUUUAAACUGAGAGCUACAAUCCACAGUUGCUUUUAUAUUGUUUCAACGUUGGUUUGACCCAAAAUCAUUAAUCCAGCAUACGAGUGGGAUGUAUCUUCUAAGAUGUUAUGUUGUGUGGCGGAUCUGAUCUGUGGUAGUGUUCUUCAGCCACAUUGCUCUGUGAAGAGAGCCUCUUUACAGCAAAUUCCUUCUCUGUAAAUAAAAUUAUGUAGUUGAAAAGUGAGCACUUUCCCUGUCAUAUUAUAAUUCAUUUUUAACAUAUGGACCUUAAAUUGUAUUUUGUGUUGUGUGAAAUGUUGAUAUGAAUACAUUAGUAGUAAGCUUGCAUUUUCUCAUCAGUCAAUAUUUUGUACAGUCCAGUGUUACAUUGAGGCUUUCUUCCUGCGCCUGGUACAUGAUCACAACUGUUGUGCUCACCAAUAUGGAAAUACUCGUUAGCAUAAAAACAACAAAGGCAAUAAAACGCCCUAUCAACGUCUUGGAACAAUAGUUGAAAAUAAGUUUACAUUAAAACAAAUUGAUUGAAGCUAUCUUUAAAUGAAAUGUUGCAAAUUCAGAUUGUCAAAAUGUAACUUGGAUAAAGAUGCUAAAUGGUCGUCGAUGAAUAUUCAAACUUUACUUAUCAUGUGAUCACGUCAUCGUUUAUGCCAUUUCACACAAUAUCGUGAGAUAUGUAGAUCGCGGCGAUCAUGAGAUUGCAGGGCACGCAUUUUUUUAAUGUGCUUUGAUUUAUUUGGACAUACUCUGAGCUACUUUUGAAAAAGAAAACAAUAAGCUCGAAACACA
This is a messenger RNA of Acanthaster planci (crown-of-thorns starfish), 2146 nucleotides long. RefSeq names its product neuronal acetylcholine receptor subunit alpha-3-like. Gene Ontology annotation, cellular component: membrane. Lineage: Eukaryota; Metazoa; Echinodermata; Asteroidea; Valvatida; Acanthasteridae. Gene Ontology annotation, biological process: monoatomic ion transmembrane transport. Gene Ontology annotation, molecular function: transmembrane signaling receptor activity; extracellular ligand-gated monoatomic ion channel activity. The record is from RefSeq and is a predicted model, not a curated record.